UCUAAAAAUUGGCCAAUCAAACGCUAGUUUCUUCAGCUUGGCAAAACUAGCCAAUCAGAUUGCACAUUAGAACGUUUCUCUUUUUUUCCUACUCAUUCCUGUAAACACGUGCGGUGUUUAUGAAGUCGCUACUUUGAAAACUUCAGAAUCACAUUAAAAAUGGCUAAAAGCCUCAGAAGCAAAUGGAAACGCAAGAUGCGGGCGGAGAAGAGGAAGAAAAAUGCCCCAAAGGAGCUGGCUCGACUCAAACAAGCUCUGGGAAACGACAAGAAAGAAGUGGACAUGACUGACCUGCAGGAGAUUGCUACUGUGGUGUCUCCUGACAAGAUAAAGAAGCAGACGGAUGCUGAAAUGGCAGAGGAUGUGGGUGAAGACAUGAAGAUGGACAUGGAUAAGAAGCGCAACAAGAAAACCCUUUUGGAUGAAGACGGACGGUACCCUGUGUGGAUGAACCAACGGCAGAUCAAGAAACUGAAAGAUAAACGUACCACAAAGAAAAGUGGGAAAGGCAAGAAGAAGAAGAAGGGGAUUGCCUGGUAAAACAGAGGAACUGAUAAAGACUUUUGAUGCUUCAGCUGUCGGGACUUCUUCAGUGGACUGACGGAACUGUGGUUCCACCGUAUUCCAAUAGGAACCUUUUUUUGAGAAGUGUUCUUAUGUUCUCAGUAGCUCCUAUGAGAAGAUACAAUAUUUUCUGCUUCUUAAAUUGGGUCAGAUAUUCAACCAAUAAACACCAUGAAAAAAUGUA
This is a messenger RNA of Oryzias melastigma (Indian medaka), 748 nucleotides long. RefSeq names its product LLP homolog, long-term synaptic facilitation factor (gene llph). The transcript is spliced from 3 exons. The record is from RefSeq and is a predicted model, not a curated record. Gene Ontology annotation, molecular function: RNA binding. Bases 160 to 540 code for a protein of 126 amino acids. Gene Ontology annotation, biological process: dendrite extension. Lineage: Eukaryota; Metazoa; Chordata; Actinopteri; Beloniformes; Adrianichthyidae. Gene Ontology annotation, cellular component: nucleolus.